Messenger RNA from Pungitius pungitius (ninespine stickleback), 3187 nucleotides. It is a transcript of the gene nmur3, whose product is annotated as neuromedin U receptor 3. The transcript is spliced from 2 exons. Gene Ontology annotation, cellular component: plasma membrane. Gene Ontology annotation, biological process: neuropeptide signaling pathway. The coding region runs from base 84 to 1358 and encodes 424 amino acids. The record is from RefSeq and is a predicted model, not a curated record. Lineage: Eukaryota; Metazoa; Chordata; Actinopteri; Perciformes; Gasterosteidae. Gene Ontology annotation, molecular function: neuromedin U receptor activity.
CCUCUUGCGGUAAACAGCCUCAAAAAUCAGCGCUGCCUGUGUUGGCAUCUCCACCUGGUUCCCUCCAGGUUUUCCUCUCUGAAAUGGAGCUCCCCAUGCAGGGCUACUCUUCGAACGCCUCCGCCCUCUUCCCCAACAGCAGCAAGCCGCCCAACGGCACCGAGAACUACACCGGCCACCAGUUCACGGAAGUCGACCUCUUGGAAAUCCUGGGUCCCAAGCGCUCGCCCUUCUUCCUCCCCAUCGCCAGUGUUUACCUGCUCAUCUUCCUCUCCGGCCUGUCCGGCAACGUGCUCACGUGUGCAGUGAUAGCAAAGCACAAGAAGAUGCGAAACCCCACCAACUUCUACCUGGUGAGCCUGGCCGUGUCCGACCUCCUCGUGCUGCUGUUCGGCAUGCCGCUGGAGGUCUACGACCUUUGGAACAACUACCCGUUCCCCUUCGGCGCCGGCGGCUGCUACUUCAAGACCUUCCUCUUCGAGACGGUCUGCUUCGCGUCCAUCCUCAACGUCACGGCUCUGAGCGUGGAGCGGUACGUGGCUGUGGUGUACCCGCUCAAAACGCGCUACCUGUCCACCAACCGGCACGCCAAGCGGGUCAUCGCCGCCGCGUGGGCGCUUUCGAUGCUGUGCGCCGUCCCCAACACCUCGCUGCACGGCAUGUUCUACGUGCCAGAGAGGAUGGAGGAGUCGGCCAUAUGCACCGUGCUGAAGCCGCUGUGGAUCUACAACGUGGUCAUGCAGGUCACCACGGCGUGCUUCUACUUUGUGCCCAUGAUGGUGAUGGGCGUGCUGUACCUGGUGAUGGGCCUUCACCUGUGCCGGGAGAGGCGGCUCCCCGGCGGCGCGCUGGGGAUGAACUGCGGCGGCGUCGUUCGAAGGAAGAACAGCGUGAACGGACGUAGGAGACAGAUAAACAAGAUGCUGUCAAUCGUGGUGGCGGUGUUCGGAGUCUGCUGGGCGCCCUUCCACAUUGAGAGGCUCCUCUGGAGCUCCAUCACCCAGUGGACCGACUUGAUGCACAACGUCUACCAGUACGUCCACAUCGUGUCCGGCGUCUUCUUCUACCUCAGCUCCGCCGUCAACCCCGUCAUCUACAGCCUGCUCUCCACGCGGUUCAGGGAGUGUUUCCGAGAGCUGGUUUGCUCGCAGCAGGAGGACAGCAGCUCCGUCAGGGACUCGCCGCCGCUGCCCACCACCCUGCUGGAGCCCCGCGUCUCGAGGGCCGAAGCGAGGGCCGAAGCGAGGGCCGAGGGGAAGGACUCCAACACGGGCCUCCCGUUGCUGCCGGACAACGUGGCGCUGGGCGUGGACGCCGCGACCGCCACGCGUGCACGCUCAGAUGCUUCUGUGUUCUGACCCCACGUCGGCUUCUAGAAGCUGAUCCAGCAACCAUCGUAGCCAUCGACCUUACCUCAACUAAAAACACUAACACAUUGUAGCACUUAAACUUGUACUGAUAAUGGCUCUUGUUUCUUGUUUGUAUCAUUAUGGUUGAAAUGAACUUGUUGUAAGUCGCUUUGAAAGCGUCAGCUAAAUGACCUGUAAUGUAAUUUAAUGUGAUGUUGGACAUUUCGGGAGUCAGAUGAGACGAUCUAGACCACUCAUAGUAUCCGUUUAAUUAGCUUGGUUUAAAGGCGAGAAGCGGGAAAGUCACAAAAGCCACUUAGCGGCAAGGCUAACGCUAACUAAUCAAUACAUCGCUGCGUAUUUCUUUAAUCUGUAAAAAACUAAACUAAAAAGACAGUGAAAUUUGAUUUGAUUUGAAGUAUUUUAUUUCUUGAACAUGUAGACAUUUAAAAAAAAAAAAUAUUUAAAUUUAUUUAAAAAUCAACAUAGACAUACUGUAGACCACAAAAUUAGAAAAGUCACCUUUUGUUCAAGAAAAGGAGUAGAGAGAAGCAAAAGCUUAUAGAUACCCACCCCUAUCUUAUCCAUAAAAAAAAUAAAUUUCUAUAACUGUGUUACUUAUUAAAUCACCUUGUGUUACAUUUUCCCCUGUUCUCACAUGGCGUCUGAGUCUGGGUUUCAUGACAUCAAAAAUGUAUUCGUACACUAGGUACACAUCAGAGACACAGAUAUAAUGUGGAUUUAACAACGUGCUAAUCAGCGGAUUCUCUUGUUUCUACUCUUUUUAUGCUAAGCUAACGGUCUCCAGUGGUUUUGAUAUUCUCCUUUACGUCUCUGCAAGAAAAUGGACGCCAUUAAGUUCUAAAAGGUUCUUUCAAGCUUGCAUUCACACAGAGUUCGUAUGUGGACUUGUGGAUUUGUUAAUUAGUCGCUUUGAAUAGUUUUGUUGGAACUGUGCCUCCGUAUUUCACCUGCUGUCUUAUUCUGUGAACGCUGUAUGCCUUAGAAGUCGAAUUCAGGGGAAAGUGGGGACAACGCAAUCUGAUCUAAACGAUGCAGUAUGUGAUAUUGUACUUGUUUUGUUUUCAUAUGGACCGUUGAUAUGUUGCUGGGCAGUGAGACGGUCAACUGCUUCUUCUCUGUGAUUCAGUGGAACUUGUGAAAUAAGACACUUCUGUCUCCUGCCGCGGAGGCCCGCAGUGGUGCACAUCAUUUGAUUGAAUGGUCAGCCCUUAUUCAAUGUGAAUGCAAAAUAAAAAAAUCAAUUGGCCUGCUGUGCAAUGCCUGAUUUAAAUAGAUUAUUUCAUACGCAUGCUCUUCAUGACAUGAAUAUGCAUCAUUCCUCAAAAUGAUUGUGUUGCUCAGUGUGCUGUGUGUGAUUGUUGCCGUAUGGAAGGUUGCAUCAGCCUCCUCUGGCAUUUAUCUCAAAUAGCGAAAGCUAAGAAUUAUUAACGGGUUUUAUUUGUUCCUUUAAGUCAUCCAUUGGAAUAAAAUCUGUGGGCCCUCAAAACAAAGCGUUGAAUAUUUGAUUGGCGGUUUCAAUAUUCAUCUACUGCCAUGUGGAUACAGUGGAUUUAUAUUCUAUACAUUGCCAACAUUUUAUCUUUUUAAACUCGAUUCUGUCAUUUUUCCGCACUAGUCACAGCAGUGUGUUAGAGGUUGAGACCAGCUGGGGUCCAUUUUUAGGGAUCAAACAGUAAUAAGCCAGUGAGCCAAGAAAAAGCCUCUCUGCUUUUGAUUGCUACAUUAUUUGACAUAUUUGUGUCGGCCUCACAUAAAAUCAGCUUUUACUUUCUGUGGCAGACUGUCUGUAUAUUUGCGUGUAGCAUUAAAGUCCU